This is a messenger RNA of Thecamonas trahens ATCC 50062, 3379 nucleotides long. Its product is annotated as inositol polyphosphate 4-phosphatase type II alpha short isoform. NCBI's taxonomy places the organism in Eukaryota, Apusomonadida, Apusomonadidae. The record is from RefSeq and is a predicted model, not a curated record. The coding region runs from base 1 to 3351 and encodes 1116 amino acids. The transcript has a single exon. Gene Ontology annotation, cellular component: cytoplasm. Gene Ontology annotation, molecular function: phosphatidylinositol-3,4-bisphosphate 4-phosphatase activity.
AUGUCGGGGAGAGAGCGCCACGGGUCAGCGGCGGCGACGGCGGCCGCGGCGGCGACGGCGACGGCGAGUGGCUCGGCUGGAAGUGGCGAGGGCGGGAACCCGCUGGAGGAGAGUUUGGUAGGAGAGGACGCAUGCGCACUGUGCGGUGUGGCCUUUGCCAAGAAGCGCAAGAGGAGGCGGUGCGUCUGUGCCGCUUGUGGUCUCGGCUUUUGCGCGCCAUGCCUUCGCUUCCCUCGCCCGCCACCUGUCGCCUUUUCGCCGCUCCACGCGCCGCCGCCGCCCAUUGCUCCUGCCCCCGCUCUGCAACAAGCAGACGCCACCGCUGCUGAUCCGGCAAAGUCCGGUGCGGACGAUGCCGUCUGCAAAGUCUGCUGGCUACAGGAGACGCUCAAGUUCCAGGCCGAGUUUGCCGAUCAUUUAGGCCAGCUGGCCGUCUCCAAGCGUCGCGCCUCGAUGGUUCCGCUCUCGCAAGCCUCGCGCUCGGUCUCAGCUGCUGCCGCUGCUUCUGCUGCAGUUGCGGCCGCAAAGUCGCCCGCCCGUCCCAAGCGCCCUCUGCCGCCGACGCCGACGCUGACGCCGACGCCGACGGAUACCGACAGUGAUGCUGCCGCGGGCGACAGCAGCCGGCCCAGCUCGCUCGACCUUACCCGCGUGACCUGUACCUGUGUUUGUCACGAGCAAAUGUCACUUUUUGGCAUCGCCGUCACCGAAGACGGGUGCUGCCGCUGCUACGGCCGCGAGGCGGGGCCGGGAGGCGCGGAUCCGGUGGCUGCAUCGGUGGCUGCCACCUCGGACGCACUCGAUGCCGUUCUUACUAUGGAGGCGGCUGAACUGCUGUUUGGCGCCGAGCCCGCGGAGGCUCAGGACGACGGCAGCGACAGCGCCUCCGACUCAGGUCCAAGUUCGGGGCCCAACUCGGGCUCAGACUCGGGCUCUGACUCGGACACGUCGUCAGAGCCAAGCGGAAGCGAAAACGACUACGAGCAGCUGGUCUGGGUCUCAGUGGCGGCUGACGAUGUUGACGAGGCACUGGUAGGCUCGGGCGUGUUUGUCAAUGUCAAGUGUCUGAUGGCCGCCGCGCCGGAAGCGCGCGAGAUUGGGACCGAUUCCGGCUCGGCAAACCCUGCAGCGACCGAGUCAGGCUUGGAGAUCAGCGGCGGAGCGAGGGCACGAAGCGGGUCAGACUCGUGCGCGCUCCUUGCUCGAGGCCGUGGCCAAGGCAGCGAGCCGGUCGAACUGCGGAAGCGUGUGCUCUCGUCCGAGGUUGCGACUGCCGAGUACAAGCUCGUGGGCCACACGGAGAUGCAGAUUGUGGGCGCCGAACGAAGUGCCCGGUUUCUCAUCAUGGUACCGGUUCCGCUCUGUGCCGGCGCCGAGCGGCGGUCGCGGUCGCGGGUCCAUUUUGAGCUCUGCGCCGGCUCGCCGAGCACAACAGCCAAGAACCUGACGCUUGUCACCUCGCGCGACCGCGAAGCGGCCAAUGCCGAGACCGCGGGGCCUCCCGGGCGCGCGCGCUCGGGUUCGUUCCUCUCUCGCCUUGGUUCAAAGCGGCGCGGGUCUUCGGCGGAGAGUAGCGCUGGCGCGCGGCAUAACCAAGAAGUGUCGGAAAAUUGCGUCGGGCGCGCGUCCUUUGCCAUGUCUGCGCUCGAGCUCGAGCCGGGCGGCAGCGUUGGUCGGCCGAUUCGAGUCCCGGCGACCGGAAGCCCAGCUGGUCAUUUGGCGGUGAGCGUAGAGGACGUGGCCGUGGCGCGGCAUCGGGCGCUGGCCGAGCGGCGAUACGCGCUGCGCGCGGGCGAGAGCAGUAUGGUGUUGGCAACAGAGACACUCUCGCCGUCGCCGUUUACAUUUGACGUCCCACGCAAGCUGCUGCUGAUGUACACUCAGGAGCGAAUGGCCCAGCUCGCAGAAGCCACGACGCAAUUUGCCGGAACGUACAUGGGAGUGGUCGAGACCGGAAGACCGACGCCAGGCGAGGAGCUCCUUGUGGACAAGAUCAACAAGCUGCGCCACUACUUGGCUGGAGUGCUUGCGACAGGCCUCGCAGUCUGCCUCGCGUCGUCGGUCCACGGCUCGCAGUUCAAAGCAUCAGCUCGCAAGGCUGACGAUGCGGCGCGAUUUGUGGCGACAAAUCUAUACAUCCAACGGCUGCGAGUCCGUGGUCGCGGGUUAGAAGUCGAGGCCGAGACCGAGUACGUGACCGUGACGUCGGGCGCGCCGGCGGCCCACGUGUAUGGGUUCAAGAACGGCGGCCUCCGCCAGCUCCACGAAGAGCUUGUUGCGCUGGAGCGCGCAGGGCUCGCCUCAGCAACAGGCGACGACGACGGAAGUGGUGGCGAUGACGAGGUCGUGGCAGCAGCGCGGGAGGAGGCGCGGCAGGCACGACAGGCACGGGUUGAUGCGGUGGCGUGGGAGAUCUCGAUCCGGGUCGAGGUCGUGCUCUGCCAUGUGCUCUCAAUGCUGACAACGUCGCUAGCGACCGAGGCGCGCACCGCAGCCGACCGCGGCGACGUGGCGCGGCUCAAUUCAUGGGCGACAUGCGGGUAUCUGUUCCAGAUCGAGUCGCUGCUUUCAACCCGCGGGCGCGAGCUGGGCAUGCUCGGCGACAUGGACGUGGGCAUGCGGUCGCUGACCAAGGUCGACGUGCGGUUGCGUUUCUUCCCUGUGGCGCUUGUCGGCUCUGCGUCUGCGGCGUCGUUCGACGUUGUGGAGCUUGGGCGGCGGCCUGCGGGCGGAUACGUGCUCUCGCUCUCGCUAGCGGUGGCGAAGCAGGCAACGCUGGACACGCUCGGUGGCCGGUGGCGCGAGUUUGUCGAGUUUGGCGUCGUGCCGCUCCUGGUCUCGCAGGGCAUCAACGAGCAGCAGUCACUGGCCAACUUUGGCGAGGCCCAUUCGAGCCUCCGUUUCCUACUGGGCUCUGCCGAGCUCCAGGGCCUCAUCAACGAGGAAGCGCUCGAGGCGCUGCGGGCGUACACGGCACGGCUCGACCGCGGCGCGGCCGUGGCCGAGCUGGUCGCCGAGCUGGAGCGCAGCCUCAGCGCGACGGCGCGCGGCUCGAAGAACACCGAGCUGCUGCAGAUCGCGUCGGCACUGACCCGGGCGGUCGGAGGAGGGCGCGCGACGUGCUGUAAGUCGGCCAAAGACCGCACAGCCAUGUCGGUCACCCUCGAGCAUGCCUUUCUCCUUGCCCGCCAUCACGGGGUCAGCGAGGACGUUGUCGACGUUGCCGACACCAUGCGCGCCUUUGGCGUCCGCAAGGACAACGUCAAGCUCAACACAGGCAAGACCGGCUACGCCUUUAACGCCCUCCAGAAGCGCAUGCUCCCCGCCGCCUAUCAGCCGCCGCGCAAGUAGCGGACGGCAGCCGCGCCUCGUUGCCCCC